UGUUCCAGCACCUCACCACUCUCUCUGUAAAGAACUUCCCCCUGAUGUCCAACCUAAAUCUCCCCUCCUUCCUGCAGGGUAUGGAACAGAAAACUGUAGGAAACGAAGAGUUUUUAGUGCCACUUUGCUUUCUAACAAGUAAAUUUCCCUGGAAGUGAUUUGUAACCCUGUCAGGUAUUUUUACAGGCAAUGUUUGCUAGUUCGUCUGUCGCCACGGUUAAACAUUAAUAUCUAUUUCUGAAGAUAAGGCAUCUCUGGAGCCAGGCACCAUGUCUAAUGUCAUCGGACAGUGUUGUGUAACUGCAAACAAUGCAGCCACCCAUUAUAGUGCCAAAUAGUUUUGAGUGGAUAUCAUCAAUCAGUGCUGGUUUCGGUGCUAAGCUUGCCGCUCCUGUUAAAGAGCUGAAAUUUUUCAGGAGUAAGAGGAAGUUAUUCCUUCUCGCUCGUUUGUGCUCAGAAUAGGUGUAGAAAAUUAAAGCAGUGUUCCUUGCUUUGCUGAUCAGGUCCUUAAUAGCAUGUAUAUUUUAAUUUGAUGCAAGUGACCUUCCAAAGAAUUAACUGAAUGUGACUAUAUUUGGGCUCUGACAUCACAGUCCAGAGAUGUGGAGGUGUUACUGGGCAGUUGCUGACAUGCCCUUCCUAUGGGAAAGAUACAAAGAACCUGUAUCUGCUUCCCUCCUGUUCUUCCUUCUGGGUGAGCACUUAGAUGAGAAAUGUUUGUGAGGUGUUCUUUUCAUUUCCCUAUCUAAUGAUAGAAGCACAUUUUGGAGAGAGAGAGAGAGAUGUUCAUCAGAAUUACUUAGUUCAAAAAUUGGAAUGGAGUAUUUGUUAAGAGAGAUUCUUCUUCCUUUUCUGAAUGAAGACAAAUAGCAAUAACUAGAUAAUUUGCAUCCAGUGUAUUUUCUUGUCUCUGUGAAGUUUUUAAUUGAGUAAAUUAAUAACACUGAUUUGUCUGUUAAAAGCUAACUAGCUAUAAAUGUGAGACUUUCCUUGCAGCUGCCUUUCCUCAUAUUUAUCUCCACGUGUGCAAUUAACUGGUUUUAUUCCUGGGAGGAGAGAAGAGUUCCCUAAGCUUGUCUUCUACAAGAAUUGAACUGUUAAUGGUGAUGUUCUGGACUAAUAAUUUCUUCAGCAAUGACAAGUGUUUUAAAGCAGCUGAUUUGGAGCUUAAGCCUUGAGAAACCAUCAUAUCUGGUUCACAUGGGAUGAGUGAGUCUUCUCUGUUCUCUGGUUGAUUAAAGAGUAAUUCAUGCUAGAAAAAGGUGCCAUACAAACAAGAAGAGUUGUAACUGAUCCUCUGUAAAUAUAUGUAUACAUGAAUAACAUGAUUCAGUAUCCCCUGAAUAAUAUUUUACUUGGGAGUAAUUUGACACAAGCAGUUGGCUCAGUGCUUCAUUUCUAGAAUCUGUAACUUUCCGGUGAGGCAGGGAGCACCUCGGGAGCACUUAAUGGAAGUCUUGUUCCUUGGUCUUUUAAGUAAAGUUAGACGUGCCAAAAAUACAAGGCAGGUAUGGUUCUCCAAUUGAAAGGCCUGCUGAAAUUUUAAAAUGUGUUCUUCACUUUUAAGGUGCCUCCUUGAUUUGAAUCUAGGAGUUUAUAAGUAGCCAUUUUUUUAAUUCUAAAAAGAAAUAAAUAGAAAAGAGCAAACAGGUCAGGUUUACAGCAUGUUGCUUCCUGAUUCAGAUCUCCCUGGUGAUGAACAGCUGUGGUUGUAGGGAAAAUGGGGACCAAGUGAUCAGGUCUGUACAAAUCUACAAGGGGAGCGAAGACACGUCUCUGACCUUCCAAGUCUGGGAAAUGAGCAUGCUGAAUUUGGCACACGUGUCCAAUGCUGUGAGAACGGAACUGGUUCAAAAUAUUUCUUAUGGAAAUGAGAAUGAAACACUAAGCAGCUCCCAAAAUUUGACAGACAACUGGCAGAGUGUAACCCCAACAAAAAAAGAGACAAACCCCACAACAGCUAAAAUCAGUUCUGUCACCAUAGGAAAACCAUCCACAGCAAAAGAUGAUUCUGUGCCGUACGUUUCUCGUGUGGUAACUGCUAGUCCUGUAUCUCAAGUGGACGUUGAUGCUUCUGAGGAUACUAAAAUUGAGGAAGAAGACCUUCUGACAGAUUUGAAAGACGCACUGAAUAGUUCACCGCCCAUAGAAAAAGAAAUUAUGGAUUCAGAUGGAGAUGACUAUGAUACUUUUGAAAUGACAUCAAAUUCCAGGUACAACCCAGACCUCCUCGAAAUGCCAGAAGAUGAUGACUCUGACACCAUCAGCAAUUACAAUGAGGAGAUCAAGUCGCUGGAUGAAAAGAUCAAAUAUGUGUCUGUCUCAGGGUUGGAAGAAGAAGAGGACAGCCAUUUCUUUUUUCACCUGGUUAUAGUUGCCUUCUUAGUAGCUGUUGUUUAUGUCACCUAUCACAAUAAGAGGAAAAUCUUCUUACUGGUCCAGAGCCGAAGAUGGAGGGAUGGGCUGUGCUCCAGAACAGUAGAAUAUCAUCGUUUAGACCAAAACGUUAAUGAAGCAAUGCCUUCUCUGAAAAUUACUAAUGACUACGUAUUUUGAAAGCACUGUGAUUUGAGUUUGCUCAACUUAUCACUCUUUGCCUGCCUAGUCAUGUAAUGAUAUCCAGGUAUUCUAAACAUGCCACUUGUACUGAAGUGAGAGGUAGUCUCUUGGACCUGGAUGUUUUUGAGAUUAAAUCUCAUGCAGGAUCAAGGGCACAUGCAUCUGUUUGCUACUUUGGUCAGAUUUUAGAUCAGCUGUAGAGAUACAGUUUAAUAAUUAGUGCCGUUUCCAUUCGUUAAGCUUCUUCAUUUCUGUCUGGAGCAAUCUUAAUACCAAUCAAAAAAAAAAAAAAGCAUAAAAUAUUUUAGGUCUAAUAAAUUAAUGAGUUUGGCAUCACUAAAUCAAAUUAAUAUCUCUUUGCUAAUCACUUAUAUGGCUCAUAAAUCUUGCUAUAUUGCAAACUUAAAAUAUAAUUGCUUUUUCCCGUGCUCAAAUUCUGAUGCUGCAGAUCUUUCAUCUUGUCUUUUUUGGUUCUGUUCUUGCUUUGCAUAGCUUGAUCCUAUUCUAGGCAGAAUAGCUGGCAUGACAAUUUCAUAAUUUUUGUAUGUGCUCAUGCAGCAAAUCAUUUAAAAAUAAUUAUGUAGAAAGCAUUUGAUUUCAGAAGUUACAUAUUGCAAAACGUUCCUGAUCUGUGAGAAGGUGUGCAGCUUUGUGACUGGCCGACUGAUAUUAAUGACUAUUUCAUUUUCUUUUGAAAUUAAUGAAUGGAAAAAUAAGCCUUGUUCAAUAAACUGAACUAGAAUAGAGGUAGUUGACAGGCUUCCAAUACAGCAAAGCUUUCUGUUGAAUUUUAAAUCCGUUGGGGAAAAAAGGUCUGUGGUUUGGUCUGUUAUAAACAGGAGUAGGCUGAGAGAGUAAGAAUGCUUUGUUUUGUUGUUAUUCUGACCCGGGUAACAGGCAGAUGGAAAUAGCACUGUGGGACUGCAGGUCUGCAGCCAGCAACUCUCCUUUUACACAGCAGUGUAAAGCAAGUUAGCGGUACGGUAGGGUGGUCUGUUUUGUUUAAACCUUGUCUUUUCUACUUCCAUUAUUUAUGUUUUCAUAAGUUGUAAAAUAUAAAAUCGUAGUUUUCUGUACAUUCUGUUGGUGAUUUUGUUUUCAAGUUGAUAAAUAUGUAAAUAACGAUGGGGCGAAAGUCCAUAAUUAAUGACUGGGUAUUCAAAUAGUGAAUAGUGAAAACCAUUUUGGGAAAAAAAAUAAAGGAUUUGCAGCCGUUGGCAUGAGGAACCCAAAGGCACAAUCCUGCCUUAAAAAUGAAGUGUUACAAAUUGUAAUUUGCUUUGUUUUCAUAACCACCAGAAAGUAAAGUACAGACAAAAAUA
Molecule: messenger RNA, 3881 nt
Organism: Phasianus colchicus (ring-necked pheasant)
Lineage: Eukaryota; Metazoa; Chordata; Aves; Galliformes; Phasianidae
Source: RefSeq, a predicted model, not a curated record